Molecule: messenger RNA, 1468 nt
Organism: Cydia amplana
Lineage: Eukaryota; Metazoa; Arthropoda; Insecta; Lepidoptera; Tortricidae
Product: juvenile hormone epoxide hydrolase-like
Exons: 8
Coding region: 44-1441 (465 amino acids)
Biological process (GO): epoxide metabolic process
Molecular function (GO): epoxide hydrolase activity
Source: RefSeq, a predicted model, not a curated record
GUUUUGAACAAGGAACGGCGGCGGACGUUCAUUUGUUUUCAAAAUGGCACGUCUACUAUGCUUCGGUCUCCUGGCGCUCCUAUUGGCUUCCCCAUUCCUCGGGUUCAUGUACGUCCUGUUCCUGAAGAGUCCGCCUCCGCUGCCCGCGAUGGAUGGCCAGGCGUGGUGGGGACCCAAGCUGCAGGCCAAGCAGGAUACCAGUGUCAGGCCUUUUAUAGUGCAGUUCACUGCCCCGAUGGUCCACGACCUCAAAGAGCGCCUGAAGAACCAUCGCAAGUGGACCCCUCCGCUGGAGAACGUCGGAUUCGAAUACGGCUUCAACAGCAAGCAGCUGGACAGCUGGGUCUCGUACUGGGCGGAGAAGUACAACUUCACGGAGAGAGAGAGGUUUUUCAACAAGUUCGCGCAGUUCAAGACCAAUAUCCAGGGAUUGGAUAUUCACUUCAUCAGGAUUAAGCCAGAGGUCCCAGCAGGAGUGGAAGUGGUUCCCAUGCUCUUCAUGCACGGCUGGCCAGGGUCAGUCCGGGAGUUCUACGAGGCGCUGCCGCUCCUGACGGCCGUCAGCAAGGACCGGGACUUCGCCAUCGAGGCCAUCGUGCCCAGUCUGCCAGGAUACGGGUUCUCUGAUGCUGCAGUCCGUCCAGGACUAGGAGCCGCGGAGAUGGCGGUUGUGAUGCGUAACCUGAUGCACCGGCUCGGCUUCAACAAGUACUACAUUCAGGGUGGAGAUUGGGGAAGCCUCAUUGCCAGCUGCAUGGCUACGCUGUUCCCUGGUGAAAUCCUUGGCCACCACACCAACAUGGGCGCUGCCAUGUCCACCAAGGCCAACCUCCUGAACGCGCUCGGCGCUUUUCUGCCUUCCUUCGUGGUGGAGUCACAUUUGGCUGACCGCAUGUACCCGCUCACCGCGAACUUCGUUCGGCUGAUAGAAGAGACCGGCUACAUGCAUAUUCAGGCUACUAAGCCUGAUACUAUAGGUGCAGCAAUCUCCGACUCGCCCGUCGGCCUCCUCGCCUACAUCCUGGAGAAGUUCUCCACCUGGACCAAGAACGAGUACAAGCUGCUGCCUGACGGCGGCCUCCUCAAGCACUGGAGCAGAGACCAGCUGCUCGACAACCUCAUGUGCUACUGGGCUACCAACUCCUUCACCACGUCUGUCAGAUUGUACUCUGAGAGUUUCAACAAGAGACAUUUCGGAUUGCAGUUAGAUGAGAUCCCAACCCCAGUCCCAACCUGGGUGAUUCAAGCGAAGAACGAAAUCGCCUUCCUCUCCGCCAGGAUCCUCCGCACCAAGUUCCCCAACCUGGUGCAGGCCAACGCCAUCGACGACGGCGGACACUUCCUCGCCUUCGAGCUGCCGAAGGUCUUCUCCGAGGAUGUGUUGAAGGCUGUGACCGCUUUUAGGAAGCUGAAGAAGGAAGCUAAGAAGACUGAGCUGUAGAGAUAUUAGGGAACAUGAUGGUAACCA